AAAAUGACAAGCACAAUAAGAAAGUUUGAAUUAAGCAACAUAACUAGAUGCUUAAGCCCCAGAACAUGCUCUACAAGAAGAAGCAGACCCAAGAGAUGUAGAGAACAUCGAGAAAUCACCCACACAAGUCCUGAGUCUUCGAAAUAUGUAUACAGAGACAUUCUUAACAAAACUAAGUUUAUCAGAAAGCUUGAUUAUGAGUGACUGAUGGCGCAACUCAAGAGGUACUCCUCGAAUGAGGAAUCAUCCCAAGUGAAUGCAUCCCACAUUGUAUCUCCUCUGCUGCCCCACCUCAAAGUUCAGCAGAGAAAUAGGCUGUAUUCUCCUAACCAACAGAUACAGAAAUCGCGUUUACCAAGAAUUUUUAGUGAAACAAUCGAACGAAUAGAGAAAGACAAGACCAAAUAAACUAGUAUUUGUCUUAGAAGAUGUACACAAGAAGAUAGAAGCCCUUGCAGCAAGCAGGGUCUCAAGUUGUAGGACAAAGGAACUCCUCUCCCCUCGGAACCUCAAGCGAAUGUGACGAAAGUUAUUAGCCAAAAGAAAGCAACGAGUCUUACUCAAAUAGAUAAACUGUAUUAAUUUAUCUUAAUAAUUACGAUCAUAU
This is a messenger RNA of Moneuplotes crassus, 607 nucleotides long. The record is from the annotation of a GenBank genome assembly. Lineage: Eukaryota; Ciliophora; Spirotrichea; Euplotida; Euplotidae.